UGCUGUGUCUCUGAAACAACAACACAAGCAAGCAAAGAAAACUCCAAAACCAUAAACCACUUUCUCCUUCAAACUCCCACUUGAUCUGAUUCCAUUUUUUUUUUCUUCCAUUCGAAGCCAUACCAAUUUACCAAACCAAAUCUAACUUUCUAUUUUAAGUCUACACUCGCCCGCACGGGAACGCACCUCUGUGGUUCUUCCCAUGGCGGACACCGACGGUGAUGGCAAUGGCGUCUUCUAUCUUCACGGUGACCUUGACUUGAAAAUCAUCGAGGCUCGCAGGUUGCCUAACAUGGACCUCGUCUCCGAGCGUUUCCGCCGUUGCAUCACCGCCUGCGACACUAUCAAAUUCCACUCCUCCGACACCGAACCUUCCGCCUCCACGGACAGGAGCGGCCGCCGAACCCACCACCGCAGAAAGAUUAUCACCAGCGACCCGUACGUCACCGUUUCGGUGCCGCAGUCAACCGUGGCACGCACGCGCGUGCUCAAGAAUGCGCAGAACCCUCGCUGGGACGAGCGCUUCAAUAUCCCCCUGGCGCACCCGGUCGAUGAUUUGGAAUUCCGCGUCAAAGACGACGACAUUUUCGGUGCCCAGACAAUUGGCACUGUUAAGAUUCCGGCACAGGAUAUUGCCGCUGGCAAGAUGAUUUCCGGCUGGUUCCCGGUAAUUGGCCCCUCCGGUAAGCCGCCAAAGCCGGAAACCGCGCUACACAUUGAGAUGUUGUUCACAUCGGUGAACGAUAACCCGCUUUACCGGCUAGGCAUUGCGGCGGAUCCCGAACACAGGGGCGUGAGACACACGUAUUUUCCGUUGAGGAAGGGAAGCUCGGUGAGGUUGUACCAAGAUGCACAUUGUCACGAUGAGACAGUACCGGAGAUUCAGCUCGAUGGUGGAAAAGUUUAUAGGCAGGAAAAGUGCUGGGAAGAUAUCUGUUAUGCUAUAUCUGAGGCUCAUCACAUGGUGUAUCUCGUGGGUUGGUCAAUUUAUCACAAGGUGAAGCUUGUUAGGGAGCCAACUAAGCCUUUGCCAAGAGGUGGAGAUUUGACGCUUGGUGAGUUGCUUAAGUACAAGUCUGAAGAAGGGGUGAGAGUUUUGUUGCUUGUUUGGGAUGAUAAGACUUCACACGAUAAGUUCUUCUUCAAGACGGCCGGUGUGAUGCAGACUCAUGAUGAGGAAACGAGGAAGUUUUUUAAACAUUCUUCUGUUAUGUGUGUUCUAGCACCUCGCUACGCUAGCAGCAAGUUGAGCUUCUUGAAGCAACAGGCCAGUAUUGUUAUCACUGUUGUUGGAAACGUCUUCACACACCACCAAAAAUGUGUUAUUGUGGAUACACAGGCUGCUGGAAAUGACCGAAAGAUAACUGCUUUUAUAGGAGGUCUUGAUCUAUGCGAUGGUCGCUAUGACACACCUAAGCAUCGACUUUUUCAUGAUCUUGACACUGUAUUUUCUGGUGAUUUCCACAAUCCUACUUUUCCUUCUGGAACAAGGGCUCCUAGACAACCGUGGCAUGAUCUGCACUGCAGAAUAGAUGGACCUGCAGCAUAUGAUGUUCUUUUGAAUUUUGAGCAGCGAUGGAGAAAAGCAACUAGGUGGAAAGAGUUUACAAUUCUUUUCAAAAAAUCUUCUCAGUGGCAUGAUGAUUCUUUAUUAAAAAUCGAACGCAUCUCAUGGAUAUUAAGUCCUUCCCAUCCUACCUCAAAGGCUAAAAAUACAAAUGUGCCAGGGGAUGACCCUUUAGUAUGGGUUUCUAAUGAAGAUGAUCCUGAAAACUGGCAUGUUCAGAUCUUUCGCUCCAUUGACUCAGGAUCCCUGAAAGGAUUUCCCAAAAAUGUUGAUGUAGCUUUGUCUAAGAAUCUUAUUUGUUCUAAAAAUUUGGUAAUAGACAAAAGCAUUCAAACAGGAUACAUUCAAGCGAUCAGAUCUGCUCAGCACUUCAUUUAUAUUGAAAACCAAUACUUUAUCGGAUCAUCAUAUGCAUGGCCGUCUUAUAAAGAUGCAGGGGCUGAUAAUCUCAUCCCAAUGGAAUUGGCGCUGAAAAUUGCUAAUAAAAUCAGAGCUAAGGAAAGAUUUGCUGUUUAUGUUGUUUUACCAAUGUGGCCAGAAGGUGAUCCUAAAUCUGGGGCUAUGCAAGAAAUCCUCUUUUGGCAGGGCCAGACAAUGCAAAUGAUGUAUGAUGUUGUUGCUAGAGAAUUGAAAUCAAUGCAAAUUACCGACGUGCACCCACAAGAUUACCUCAACUUCUAUUGCCUUGGUAAUCGGGAAGACUUUGAUGAAGAAACCUCAAGCUCCAAUGGUGCACAGGUCUCUGGAGCAUAUAAAUAUCGCCGAUUUAUGAUUUAUGUGCAUGCCAAGGGGAUGAUCGUUGAUGAUGAGUAUGUUAUAAUUGGAUCUGCUAAUAUAAACCAAAGAUCUAUGGCUGGUACUAAAGAUACCGAGAUAGCUAUGGGUGCAUAUCAACCCCAUCACACAUGGUCUGCGAAGAAAAGACACCCACGUGGCCAGAUUUAUGGUUACAGAAUGUCACUUUGGAGAGAGCAUCUUGGCAUGUUAGAUGAAACUUUUGAGGAACCAGGGAGAUUGGAGUGUGUGCGUAAAGUGAAUGCAAUUGCAGACAAUAAUUGGAGACUAUACACUUCCGAAGAUUUCUCACUGCUGCAGGGACAUAUUCUUAAGUAUCCUAUACAGGUAGAUUCCGAUGGGAAGGUUAGCUCCCUACCUGAAUGUGAGAAUUUCCCAGAUGCUGGCGGUAAGAUAUUGGGGAGUCAGUCCACAGCAAUUCCAGAUAUCCUAACAACAUAGUCUCUUUAAAGAAUUCAUGUUGAUUGAGGAUUUGUCAAGAUUGUGAUGUGUUGUUGCCUUUGUGUCUCCUCCUGGGAAAGAGGAUAGAAAAAAGAAGUUUGAGUGAAGUGUUUAGUUUUCUGUACCUAAAAUUGAUUGUUCAAACCACUUGUAAAUCUUUUACAGUGUGAAUUCAUAUUUUGA
This is a messenger RNA of Gastrolobium bilobum, 2986 nucleotides long. RefSeq names its product phospholipase D delta. Lineage: Eukaryota; Viridiplantae; Streptophyta; Magnoliopsida; Fabales; Fabaceae. Gene Ontology annotation, molecular function: D-type glycerophospholipase activity; calcium ion binding. Gene Ontology annotation, cellular component: plasma membrane. The transcript has 10 exons. Gene Ontology annotation, biological process: phosphatidylcholine metabolic process; phospholipid catabolic process. Bases 203 to 2803 code for a protein of 866 amino acids. The record is from RefSeq and is a predicted model, not a curated record.